This is a messenger RNA of Cricetulus griseus (Chinese hamster), 13830 nucleotides long. The record is from RefSeq and is a predicted model, not a curated record. NCBI's taxonomy places the organism in Eukaryota, Metazoa, Chordata, Mammalia, Rodentia, Cricetidae.
CCUGAGCAGACACUUGGGGGAAGCUCUCCAGAGAGAAACCCAGAGAUGAGGGACGCACAAUUCUUGCCUUUAAUAGUACAGGCUUGUUCAGGACAAGGAGCAAGCAGCACCUGGCUCCUGGAAGGUCACCUUAGAAUUUUUCCUGAUGAGAAGAGUGGAAUACAUGCCCCUUCAGAGAAGGCAUUGCAGGUCUACCUCCAGAGGGCCUGAGACCAGUGCUUAUCUCCCUGACACUGGUGUUCCGAACCCUGCCUGGAGGAACGAUUAGAGUGGGGAGUAUGGGUUGAGGUGGGAGCAGGUUCAGAAAGGGCUCAGCAGUAGACAGACAAGCUUGGAGACCUGUACAUGGACACAGAGUCUCCUUUCAUCUGAGAGAGCAGAGCUUCUACCCUCUGGCAGUAUAUCCAAAGAUUCUAAGCCACAGACCCUGCAGGGGCCAUCAGUGUUAUAUUUACAGAUGGGAACAGGCUCAGAAAGGAGAAAAGCCUAAGCUUUUAUCUCUAGUCAUGGGCUUAGGAUGGUUCUUUCUGGGGCAGACUCCAAAGCUCUUUUCAGCUCCACAGUUUGCCCAAGUCAAGGACAGUAACUACUCGUGUUUUUUUUUUUUUUUUUUUUUUUUUUUUUGUGUGUGUGUGUGUGUGUGUGUGUGUGUACAUGUAUGUACAAAUCUCUUAGAGGGCAAGCAUGGGGCCUAUGUUCCUAUUGCAGGCAAGUUUUGGUUACCUAGUGUUGAUUGGUAUUCAGCUAGGGUAUACCUCACCUGCUCAGAGGAAGUGGAUUUUUUGUUUUGUUUUUGUUUUUCGAGACAGGGUUUCUCUGUGGCUUUGGAGGCUGUCCUGGAGCUAGCUCUUGUAGACCAGACUGGUAUCGAAUUCCUAGAGAUCCUCCUGCCUCUGCCUCCCAAGUGCUGGGAUUAAAGGCUGCACCACCACUGCCCGGCCUAGCUAAGACAUCCCUGGGUGGGCGAGGAAGUGGAAAUAGUCAUUGUGUUGCAUGUAUAUUUCUCUUAGCUUUAACAUGUAACUCUGAGGGCUGGUCUUUACAUGUGACCCAUGCCAGCUGGGUAAAGCAUCCUGGACAAACCAUAGUAAGGGCCUUAGAAAAGUGAUUAAUGCUACCAUCAUGUUUUUGUUUUUUUAAUUAAUGUCCUAUGCAUUGGUGUUUUGCCUACAUGUAUGUGUGUGGGGUCAUACAGAUUCCGAUUGCCUGAAACAGGGGUUACAAACAAGUUGUGAUCUGUCUUGUGGGUGCUGAGAAUUGCACUCAGGACCUCUGGAAGAGCAGCCAGUGCUCCUAACUGCCAAGCCAUCUCUCCAGCCCCUGCCAUCAUAUUUUGUUGAAAGCAUUCAGACCCAGUAAAGGAAGCCACUUGUGCCAAGUCACACAGCUACUUUAGGGACAACUGAGUGAAAGGAAGGGGGGUGGGGAGUCAUUGACCUAGCAGUAGUCAGACUUCUAUAAACAAGGGGAGGGAUGGCUCGGGAGGUAAAGCCACUUGCCGUCAAACUAGUGCUGGAAGGAGAGAACCAACUUCCACAAGUUGUCUCUGACCGACUCGCCACGUACACAUUGUCUAACUUGAUCUACCGUAACCUGGGGGUGUGGUGGUGUUAUGACACUGUUGUGUACAGAAGGGACACUGUAGCUGCAGUGUGCUCUGGGAGAGCACAGACUUUAAAUGUUAGGGCAGUGUGAGAUGGAAUGUGCGUGAGCAGAGCGUCUCACCAUAAGUGUGCCCGUGACUGGUGCAGUGUGCCAUGUGCUGUGCCCUUGGAGGUGGUAAGCAGCCUCCUCUGGAGCUUAGGGACAGACUGCAGCCAAGUAGAACAGGAAGCACAUGGACUUGCUGAGACAGUCCUUGCAUUGGUUUCUUCUGGAGUAAAUUCAAGAGAGAGAGUUUUAAGUUUCCUCCUGUGUCCCCUCCCCCCCUCCCCACACCUGAUCAAUUGUCAAAUCAGCGUGGGAAAAGCCAUUGGCUGCAUGCAAACCAGAUUCCAGCCCCCAUAAGGGCAGUUGCCAGUUCCCAGCUCUUGAGCAAUGUCCCACCAACAUGGGCCCCAGUACAGGAUGGACAGCUGCUGUUUCUCCCAAAUACCUGGAGUAGAUCAUUAUAUUUAAUCUUAGAAAACAACCCCUAGGCUUGAUUGUGGUAUCUCCUCUAUGAGGUGGUGGCACUGGCCUUUAAUCCAUGCACACAAGAGGCAGAGUUAAGAGGAUCUCUUUGAGUUCAAAUCUAGUCUGAUCUACAUAGCUAGUUCCAGGGCUAUGAAGAGAGACCCUGCCUCAAACUAAUAAGGCAUCUGAAGCACAGAGAGAUAACUAACUUACUUGCCCAGGGUCAUCCUGCUCUAAUAAAAAUAGUUGUUUAAAUCAUGGCACACACCUUUAAUGCCAUCAUUCAGGAGACUGGGGUAGGUGAAUCUCUGAGUUUGAGGCUGGCCUGGUCUACAGAGUGAGUUCUAGUACAGCCAGGGCUACACAGAGAAACCCUGUCUCAAAAAACCAAAAAUGACAAAAAUCAUUUAAAGCAAAGGUUGCAGGAAAUGCCAGUGGCCACCAGGGGGCGGUACUGCCAGCUGCUUGCCUGUUUUCCAGAAGGGUUCCUUCAACUCUGAGCUGGCUGCCCCUUUGCAGCCCCCAGAGCUUACAAAGGAAGAGGAGUCAACCCUCUCUUGUCUGUGUCCCCUCCUCUGUGUGGUAACUUGCUAGCUGGAGAAGCCUGAGCCUGAAGUUCUCAGCCUAAGCCCCAUGUGGGUUACUUCCCAACUGCCUUGGCUGGAUCAUAAUGAAGCUCAGCAGCCCCAGGGAUGUCAUUCCAUAUCUGCCGGCCUGGGGCCUGCUGAUGAAGGGGCUGAUACUCCUCCUACAGACAGGCGCCGUUGAGGCAGGCCCCACACCUUGCCCUCCCCAGCCCUGCCUGUGAGCCUGAGUGGGCCUGAAUGGUGCCCCAUGCGCCGCUCCGACAGGCGCAUAAUGAUUAUUGCCACCAUUUGCUAGCUCCCUGCCCGGUACUUGACAGCCAUUAUCUGCCUCAGCACUCCCAGCCACCUCGUGAGGUCAGGGCCAUUAUCUGCCUUUUACUGCUGGGUAUUGCCGCUCUGAGAGGUGAAGUGUUGGCCCAAAGGUCACUGCUGGUGUGAGGGGGAGGCCAGAGCCCAGAUCGGCCUCAUUCUGGACUGUGCUUUCUAUAGAGGCCGAUUUCCUCUUCCACAGCAGUCCCAGGAGCCCUUGACAUCCCUCUCCCUCUUCCCAGCCCACCCUACCCUAGAGCCUGCCCAUUUCCCUAUUGAAGAAUGUCAGCUCUUUGCCCUCAGUAACACCCCCUCCUCCAGGUCAGAGAGCAACUUCCUGUCCCAGACAAGUUAUAAUAAAGAUGCAAGAACACCUACCUCUCGGCCUCUCACCCCAUGCCUGAGUGAUGCUCAAGUGGCAGGAAUGGUCCUGGUUCACUCACUGAAGCAUAGGUUGUGUGUGUGUGUGUGUGUGUGUGUGUGUGUGUACGCGUACGCACGUGCGCGUGUGCGUGUUUUCAUGUUUGAAUCCACAUGUGUGAAUACAUGCUUAUGUAAGUGUGUGUACUUGUGGAGGCCCCUGAUUUGAGGUCAGAUCAGUGAGACAGGUUCUCAAAUCAAACCCAGAGCUCUCUGAUAAUGGCUACUUUUGCUAGCCAGCUUGCCUUGGGGAUUCCAUCUCCAUCUUCCAAGGCUGCCAGCCCACCCAGCAUUUAUGUGGGUUCUGGCACUUCCUAGGGUUGCUUAGCAGAUUGGAGGUUGAGGGACAGGUCAGAAGGGUGGGGAGGUUCCUCAGUCUCUGCUUAGGAUCAAUUCUGUCCCGUAUCCUGGGCAACACUCACCUGGGAUCGAGCUUCCUAGCCAGGUGCUGUUGGAUUUGGGCCCUGCGGGUCUCCCAUAGAUGUUUUUUUCUCAUCACAUGCCUGGCUUGUCCCUGUUGUCGCUCUCCGGGUAGUGUUGAUUUGAGAUAGAUGGCAGAUGUGAGCCUGUGCCUGCCCAGGCUUUCUCAUCCUAGCAGAAGUGGACCCCUUGUCAUUGUCCUGUGGUCUAGAUUGCUGCGGACCUCAGGUCCCAGUACAACUUGUGCUUAAGGCAAUGGGGAGAAAAGGAGCUUUGGAGUCAGGUUCUGGGGUUCUUGGUGAGCAAGACACUACCUUCCCUGAGCCUCGCUUUCCUCUUUAACAUGGGAACAAAACUCCUUACCUCAGAGUGGUGUUGAGAAGCCAGCUGGUAGACACAUGGCAGCUGGACACUGCGCAUAGAUCCAGAGGAACUUUCCUCCUCCCUUCCCUCUGCUCUGACCAAGUUGCCAAGAAACAGCUGCCCUCCCACCCCCCCUUGCCCAUGCCUGCUGAACUGGAAUAUUCCCUUCCUUCCUGUAUGCUUGCUUACCAGUUGCAGCUCACCAUCUACCCUCGGCCCUCUGCCCAAGUGGCUUUGUACAUAGUGGCUCUGCCAAGGUCUUAAACUGUUUCUUACUGUCACCAGGCAAGUGCCCAAGCCUGGUGCUGUUUGAGCCCUGCUGUGCUUCAGUUCAGGCCAGCCCUCCUCCCCUGGACCCCCAGGUCUACAUCCAUUGGUCACAGCCACUUUAAGUAUCACAUCCACCAACAGGCAUAUGAUAGCCUGGCCUCAGGAAACAGCCCCAGGCUGACCUCUCAUGGCUCCUAAUGUGUCCCACAAGGAGUCCAGUGGAGUCUGUCUCAGCUUGGGUUCCUCUGAGUGUGUGUGUGUGUGUGUGUGUGUGUGUGUGUGUGUGUGUAGGGCACUCCUGAGGGUGGGCAGUCUAGCCGAGUCUCUACUUCCUGCCCUCCAGGAUGGGAGGUUGUCUCAGUGAGAUACCCUCCAGGAUGGGGAGGAGGAGGCAGCUGCUGUGUGUGAAUGGGAGCAGAUGGUGAACGAGUGGCCAUCUCUCAUCCGGGCUAGCCACAGGGGGGAUGACUCUGCUGGGCAAAUAAGCAGACACACCCACACCACUCCCCAGCUGCCCCCUGAAGCAUUAAGAGAAAUCGCCCACCAACUUGGGGCCUGGGGGAGGGGAAACUGGGCUUAGGCUCUGGCCAGGGCCUCCAAGCCCCACCAGCUGCCACUUCCUGUGUGACACUGGGAACUCUGAUCAUCUAUUUUUUCUGCAGCAUGGGCACUACUGACUCGGCGAGCCACUUCUCUUCCUUUCCUUGAAGGGAAGUAUGUGAUGCCAGCAACAGUACAGGAGGUCCUGCAUUGCACUGAGUGGAAGAUCAGGUUUUCCUUUGGCAUUUGAGAAAAUUGGAUUCAGUUCUGGAAUUUAUAGCUAUAUGACCACAGUUGUCACCAAAUCCACCUGGCAGUAAAUCUUAAAAACUGUGCCUUCCCCUGGGUUGAAGGUGCCCAGAGCUUGUGUUUACAUGUGUGCUGUUGGCCCUGUGCCUUUCUGCAGUGCACAGUAAAUACAGCUGUACCCAGCAGCCAUGUAUGUACGUGGCCUUGGGAAGUCAGGGUUUCUCAAUCUCACUGAGCUUCAGUUUGCCACCCCCACCCCUUAAAAUGGGAUUAUACAGUUAUUACUCAUUUCCACCUGUUGCCAGAGCUGUUAGGAGGCUCAUAGCCAUUGGAAUUCUCAGGCAGUUAAGGCUUCCUAUAGGUUCCCAUGGCAACCAGAGAGUGCUACACCCAUUUACAAGCUUUGCAGGUUGAAAAUGCAGAUCAUACCUCUCUCAAGGUCACACAGAUGGGACUUGGUGUGUUCAGGCUUUCUGGGCCUUGUUUGGUUUAGGCCUGCGGGCUCACAGGCAGGAGUCCUGGGAGGACCACAUCUCUAGUAGACUUGACCUUAAUGGGUACCUGGAGUCACAGUGAGGUCACCUAGGUAUAGCCUUUAAGCCAAAUCUGCUGGCCAAAAGGAAUAGUAUCAGUCUCUUUGGGAAGCUUGGCAUGCCCCAGCAUCUAGCAGGCCCCCUCCCGACUUCCAGCAGUGGGGGUAAGGGACCGUUGUGUUGGGAGUAGGAUUGGUCUAUAGCCAGAGCUGGAAAGGACUGGCUGGGGCUUGACACAGCCAGUCUCAAGAGUUGUUAGCCACAGUUGUUAAUAUCCAAUGCUGUGGAUAUCAGUGCUUGGAACAAGCCCUGGCACUCUCUGGAUUCCCUCUAGACAUGGUAGCAUUCACUGACUUCCAGGCCUUGUCUGAGCAUUGGGCAUACAGUUUAUGCUGUUGGCCUCUGGCAGGCUGGCUCAGGGGGUAGAAGUAGUUGUAAUUCCAGGGUUCAGGAGCCCCUGAAAGUUACUGGAAAAUACUGAAAUCUGCAGCAAAACUUUUUCACCCAUCUGCAGCACAGAAGCUGAGACUCUAGUCAUGUGACUUUUAAAAGAUGAAGCUGGCACCAAAUCUAGGGGCAGCCUAGCUUGAAGCCUUGAGCUCUGGUCGUCUCUCCCACUUCUGUGUAGAGCUUUGAGGUCCUAGCUAAAUGGUGCACUCAGCAGGGGCUAGAUCAUGACCUUGAGUGCCAGCCAGGUAGUCUGGCUUUCCUCUGAGGUUUGGAGCAGCAGCUAGUUGUCCUUAGAUGGUGAUGCAGCCAGGUCCAGAAGGUGCUAUGGCUUGGAAGGCCCUGGAAGUAUGCUGGCUUGCCAGAGAGGUGGCCUUGGAGUAGGGGAAGCCCAAACAAGAGUCACAAAGUGUAGAAGCAAGGCGUACAGGGUGCUGAGGACAAGCCUCCAGAUUCAUGGUGCAAGCUUGAGGUACCAGGAGUACAACUAAGGUCCAACUUGUAGCAGCUUCAGUGCAGGCUGAUGAGGUCAUACUCCCUACAACAGGGGACUGAACUGGCCCCAGGUUGGCCAGGGGCAGUAGUGGGAAUGGAAAGGAGUGGGGUUGGAUAGGGCCAGACUCAAGGGACAGGACCUAUUAUCUAUGUCCUCUUUCCCACAGUGGAACUGCUUCAUCCUGACAGGCAGAUGGACAGCUAGCUACUGGGCAGAAGAGGCAGCAGGAGUGGAAGCCUCUUCCCCUCCCCAGAGCCCAGCCACACCUUAGGGAAGACAAGAGCCACCUUGAGUCAGAAAGGGUUCCUCUAGCCCAGUCCACCCUAAAGCCAAAUCAAAUCCCAGCACAGUCUUAUAUGCUCCCACGUCAUCCCAGACCGAACCCAAAUCAUAAACCCAGCCCCACCCUACCUCCAACCUCACCGCAAACUCUUCUCAAUUGUAACCCCACAAGGAAUCCGAACCCAGCCCAGCGGCCUCCAUGUCAUUAGUCUCCACCUCAAGCUCUUUCCUACCCCAGCAUCCACUUCCAAACCCAACCCUAACACUCACUACCCCCCAAAGCCCAGCCUGGUCCUCAUGUUAGCCCCCCCCCCAGUGCACCUCAAUACCCCCAAAGCCCAGCCUGGUCCUCAUGUUAGCCCCCCCAGUGCACCUCAAUACCCCCAAAGCCCAGCCUGGUCCUCAUGUUAGUCCGGCACCCCCCCCCCAGUGCACCUCGGAACAGUCCCCUGCUCCUUCUGCUCCACCACACAAUUCCUCCCAGUCACAGCAUCAGUGACCUCACCUCCAAACCAGCUCCCUGGUACCCUGCAACUGCAUGUCCCUGCUCAUGCGCACCCUUCCUAGGCCCUUAACCCCACCUAACACUCGGCAGAGGCCAGCAUGGAGAGUGCAUGAAAGUGCACAUGCACUUGUCUGCAGGCACACAGACACCACUGCUCCCUGAAGAACACACCCACCUCCUCACAUGUCUAAACAGACACGCGUCAGGACAUGCACACACUCCUAGCAGAUAUACACAUACCCAUGUACACACAGACACCUCAGCACACACACACAUCCAUCCUUAACGUAGGCGCAUAUACUCUUUGGGGGACACACACAUAUAAUCAAGCAUGUACACACACCCCAGUGCACUCAGGCAUACAUGGGCACACAUCAGCACACUCAGUGCGUACACACACAAACAUACACUCCAGUACACAUACAAACACGCUUUUGCACAAAGCCCUUUCAGGGUGCCUCCAUACAUCCUUCAAUACACAAUCAACAUACAUACUCAUAUACAUCUCAGUGUACAUGCACAUAUUCCUUCAGUGUACACAUACACGCUUCUAUGAAUAUAUAAGGCACAUCUCAGUACAUGCAGGGAUUUGCACGUGACCCCACGGUGGGUGCGGGUCUAGCUUAGGACAGCAUGGCGGGACCAAAUGUUUCCUCCCCUGCCCCUGGGUUAGGUACUUUCUAGUCCCUUCUUCCCUGGCUCCUCUCCCUCCAGGCCCUUCAGUACUGACUCUCCCAUCCAGGGAUGUUGUCCCUUGCCCUGGCUAUCCGGGUGUACAGUCAGUGCAGUGGAGCAGCAGGAAGAAAAGGAGGCCCCAGGACAACUUUCUCUGGGGCCCUGGGGCUCAUACACCCUAGUCCUGCCGUGAGCCACGCUGCAUUAGGCAUGCUCAAUCCCAACAGGGGUCAGGUUGGAGGGGCCCAGAUCCACAUAGAUCCGUCUCAGCCACUGAUAGCGGGGGGUAGGGCAGGACAGAGGGGUCAUGCCACCUGAGGACCUGCUGUAACUGUGCUAGGCAGGCCGCCAUCAGAGGAGACAGUGGGGACAGGAGCUGCUGCUGGUGGUUAGGUAACAGCCCCUUCAUCAAGGGCUUCUUGUGUUUCAGGAACUGGAGUCCUCAUAGACUCCCUAGCAUGGGGUAUCUUUCAACCAGGGAGAUGCUCACAUUGGUCUCCAUAGAGAAACUGAUGGGAAACAUCUGCCCAUGACUGGCAGGUGGUGGGAUUUGAAUGCAUGCCUGAGGAUGGCAGAGUUGAAUCUCAGAGACCAAGCCUGGCGUCUGGGUCCUGUGUUCCCAACCUCCCUGUUCUCUUUUAUCUGGGCACGCUUACUCUUCGUAUCCCCCUGAGCAUUCUAGGUCCAGCUCACUUCUUGCUCCUAACACAGGCUCUGUGGACAAAAGUACCCCAUUCUCAGGCCUCUGUAUUGGUUUGAUCUCCUGUCCCUGGUGGGAGAUGCCUCCUUCAUGCUCCCACGCCCAUGUUAAAUGGCCAUGUCUCUGUUGUCAUUGUCGUCAUAGUCACCUUUCUGGGCCUCUUUCUUCAAGGGCAGGGCUGGGUCUGCAGGGCCUGGCCCAGAGUAAAUGUAGGACCCAGCCCAGCUGUGGGUCAAAGUAGUGCCUGGGGAGGGGCUGAGACUCUGUUGAUCUCUUAUCUCUCAGGCUCCCUUGGUCUUAUCUGAUGGGGCUCAACAGGCAGCAGAUGAGGCUGACAAGGUCCCAGGGUUACUCAGUAACCCUGGCCUCUUUAAAAGUCCCACUGUUUACCCCCGACACUCAGCAUGAGCCACUUCUCUGCCCGGCACACUGCUGCCAUGAAUGCCUGUUUGCUCUCUCUGCUGUGCCUCCUGGGCGCCUUGGCUGUCCUGAUAGAGGGGGUCACUGUGCAGGUAUGGCCCCAUCCCAACUUGUUCUGGCCCAUCCUUGGAAUCCUGAAAUGAGGGAUGGGCUUCCUCUGGGACCCCCAAGUCCUACUAGCCACGCAAUUUUCCCCUUCAAACAUGGAGGAGAAAAAAAAAAUAACAGAGAGACAGCAAGAAAUAACAGCUGGGAUAGACAGUGAUGGAGUGCCUGGAGUCUGGCUCUUGCCAUGUCCCACUGCAACCCGCCGUUGCAGCAUUGGGGAGGAGGGGUUGCUGGUGGCAUUUCACAGAAUAGAAAUGUGAGCUUCACAAAGGUUCCAAAACAGCCGAAGCUGGUGGCUGGGAAGGAAGAUGGCUGGUUCCCCCAUUUUGUACUUGCCUGGAGCACCAGGCUUUGUCCCAGGCAUUAACUGCACUUCAUGGAGACCUAGAUGGUUGGGCAUAUCUAUCGGCGUCUCAGCAAGUGGGGUCCUGCUUGCCCAGGGAGGUAUCUGGGAUCCUUUUAUUGCUUCUUGAGGUGGAGGCCCCCUGACAAGAGAAGGGCCUGGGCCAGCUUGUUGGCAGGUCAGCCACUGCAUUCCUGGCUGUCCUCAGCUGCUUCCCUACUCCCCACAUGGUAGUGUGUAGAAUUCCGGGCCUCUUGAAAGCCCAGGGACACAGAGGUCUGACGUCAUGCUGCCCCACAGAUUGUCUCAAGCAAGCUGCCCAGGCUGGGGCCUCCUGCAGCCUGGCCUCAUGCUCUGGCUGUCUCUUUCAGGAUGGAGACCUUUCCUUUCCCCUGGAGUCAGUGAAACAGCUUAAGGACCUCAAGGAGGUACCAGAGCCCCUGCUGGUGAGUCACAAGAGGUUUGCUCCCAGGCCUCUUGUGCAUGUGCCGCCACAGCUGUGCAGCCACCCUGCAUUUCCAGAAGCACUGAGGCCCCUCUGCAAGAAACCCAAUGCUGAGGAGAUCCUGAAGAGGCUGGAGGCCAUUGCUCAGGACCCAAACACAUGUGAGAUCUGUGCCUAUGCUGCCUGCACUGGGUGUUAGGAUGACGUUGCUUGUCUUCUCAGCCUGCGUGGAAGUCCCUUCUACCUUCUAGAAGCAGGGAUGGGAGGCUGGCAAAGACCCACCCCCAGCAUCUCAACCUACCCUUCCCAGGGCAGGGAGUAAGCUGAGGAGACGGUUACCUGGGAAGUCUUACCUGGGGGCUGUGUUAACCCUCAGCCAAUAUACCAGACUCGUAACCUCGGGGACUGUGCUAACCCUCAGUCAAUAAACCAGACUCCUAACCUUGGGGACUGUGCUCACCCUCAGUGAAUAAUCCAGACUCCUAACCUUGGGCACUGUGCUAAACCUCAGUCAAUAAACCAGACGACUCCAGGACUCUGUUUUGCCUUCGUUCUUUUUCCCGCUGUCAGUCUAGCAGUCCUGUGCUGUGGACACUCAUCUCAGAAAGCUGGGAUUCAGUGUGCAAAGUAGAAGGCUCCACUUCCUUGCCGAGUUCCUCUGCCACACAAUGAUACAGGGACCACCUGAGAGGGUGAAAUCUUGACUUUUCUCACAUAUACCCUGGGGUCACAGAGUCACUAAGCCACGUGUGAGAACAGGAAUCUGUCUGAGCAGGUUUGGGUGUCCCAUACUCACAGGUAUUUGACCUGCCACUCAGGAUCUGGCUCCCUCUGACCAACGGUGUGCCUUCCGCCCUUCCUGUGAUCCCAUUUGAAGCGGUACCUCCAGCCCUCUUCCUGCAUGCCUACUUAGGUUACCAGCCCAUGUUCCAUGGCCGCUUCCCCAUGGCCUUUUCCUUAUCCUCCCCAAGAAGAGUAUUUAUGCCCUGUGGUCAUCUAUAUCUCUUGUACCUCUACCCAUCCUGUUGAUGACUUCCAGGCAUGAGGAAGUUGUUCAUGUCACUUGAAGUUAAUUCUGCCCUCAGUGAUGACUGCUGGAAGAAGAUUGUGGGAGGAAAAUCUGGGACUCCAGGUCUCAGUCUCUGGUCCUCCAGAUCCUGGGUGAUGUUAGGAAAACCACUUCCCUUCUCUGUGUUACAGUUUCCUACUCUGUUACAAUAUCUAGACUGUGUGAAAUGAUGCACUUAAAGCUCUCAGUUCAGGCCUGAUACAGCAGAAGAGGAAUUCUUUAAAUUUUUAAAGAAAACAAACAAAGCAAAAUCAAGGGUCAGACUGAGAAUGGUUCGAGCAGGAGGUGACCAUACACAGCACAGGUUAGCAAGGACAUGGGGGACAGAGAAAGAAAAGGCCACUGGGGUCUGUCUUGGGGAGUGGGAAGAGAAUUGCCACAGUAGGGACUUGAGACAGGCUUCCUGUGUCUGGAAUUCAGAGGAUACCCUCUUCUCGAUAAGGCCAGGACGCUUUGCAAGGAGGAGGGUUUUUCAUUAUUCUGGGAUCUGCAGUGGGACAGAUGGAUUUCAAAAUCAAUAUGAAGUGGGGAAGGAGAGAAACUUCCAGAAGGCAGGGAUGGUGGGAAGACAUAGAGCCACUGGGGUGGAUAGUUCAGUCUACACAGUGUGGAGCGUGGGAGGCAGCCAGGAUGCAGCUUCAGCCUGACUCUGAGAAGCCAUGCCCCUCUCUCUGAGGCUUGCCUUCCUUGUCUGAAAAUGGGAUUGGUGACAAAGAUUCCACCCAGGGUUGCUGAGGGAUUUGACCACCUGUAUGGUGGAUAGAGUCAUUUAAUGCUUCAAUAUUGGAGCCAGAUUCAUUGAGUGUGACUUUGGGCAGUAAGACUCCCUGCCUGCAAAAUGGAGAUCAUAAGAACUACUUUGACCCGUAUGGUGGGACCCACAUGUACUCCCAGGACGAUUGGUGAUGGUGACAGGGUUAGGAAUUCAAAGUCAUCCUCAGCUCCUAGCCUGAAACCCUGCCUUGCAAACAAAGAAACAUGAGAAGAAAAUUUUACUUUGUAGAGUUGAAUGACGAUUAAGCAAAGUGAUACUGAAAGAGUUCUUUUUUUAAAAAAAAAAUAUUUGUUUAAUUUUUAAUGUGUAUUAGUGUUUUAUCUUCAUAUAUUUAUGUGAAACCCAGGGCUCUGUGCGUGCAUUCUACUAAAUGAGCCAUAUCCCAGUCCUAACCCAAGCAUUCUUAAGCAAAAUGAUCAAAGCCAGCACAACACACUGUAAUAGUUUAAAUGAGAAAUGUCCCCUAUAGUCUUGGGCAUCUGAACACUUGUUCCCACUUGGUGACAUUAUAUAGAAAGAUGCAUGGGGUGUGGCUUUACUGGAGGAAGUAUGUCACUGGGGGAGGGCUUUGAGGACUUCUGUUCUUGCCCACUUACACAGUUUGCAUUCUCUGGUUGUGGUAGAGGAUGCGAGCUCUCAGCAUCCUGCUCCAGGGCCAUGCCGCCACUCACCUUCUGCCACUAUUCCCCAUCAUGAGAGGCUUUUACCCCUCAGGAUCCUGGAACUGAAAAACUUCCUUCUGAAUUAUGAAGGCGGGUUAAAGGAAGUCCACAAAUGCCCCGAAUAAAGAAUGACAGAUAUUUAUUUGGGGAACACUCACACAUUGAAGGUAAAUAACCAUAGCAGUCUAAUGCCCCUGGAGGCACAGGGUCUGCGAUGCAAGAUGCUCAAACCACAAACCAAGAGAGCCUGAGUGGGCCCCUCCUCUUCCUUAUAAGGGGUCACGUCAAACACCAAAGCCACACCCUCAAGUCAUUACCUCAAGUCUAUUGGCAGAACAGGAUGCCACUACAAUAAAAAGCUUUGGUCAUGGUAUUUUGUCAUGGUUGGAGAAAUUUAACUAAUAUGCAUACUAUCUUAUCUCAAAGUCUACUACAAAGAUAUAGUUGUCCAAAGAGUAUGGUCCUGACAACAAAGAAAAAAAAAAAAAACAAGCAGAAAUUAAAGUAACAUAUACUACCAGGGAAGAAAAAAAAAAACCCAUCAUUAGUUUACCCAGCUAUGAACCCUGUGGACUACUGGUGCAGUAGUUGCAUGAAUGUUAUGGGAAUAGCCAACCCCUUUCUGAUUGGAUUUAAAGCCCACUCCAUAAGAUGGAACUCAUGCCUGCUAUUGUUAACUGGGCCCAAAACCUCACAGCUGACUAGGUCCUAGACCAUAGGGGGAUAACCUGAUGCUAUUUUUCUGCUAAAUGGAAAUAGUCAUAAACUGCCCCUGAAAUUCUUCUCUUCAUACCCAUGGAUAACUGCAUCUGUUGGCCCUUUUUAUUAUUUAGUAGAUGGUGAUUAAUACAGAAACCAAUAGCCAGUCAUUGUGCAGAGAAUAAGAGACUAUAGAGUUCACUAAAUGGGACAUCUUUAUCACAGCCCCCACUCCAAGGCUCAGAGCUCAUCACAGAUGAGGGGCAGAAAGACGGUAAGAACAGAGGGAAUUGAUAUUUGCCCGACAAGACAGCACAGUUGCCAACAUGAACCAUAGCAGCUGGGACUGCAUGCACAGGCUUGGCACAAAAUCAAGCCAGCCAAAAUCUCAGCAUGGA